AUGGUGACGGCCAGAGAUCGAAUAGUUGAGAUUCCAGAAUCGCCAUCAGACUUUAUUAGCGAUAUCUCGCUGCUGGGCGAACAGUUGGCAGUUAGUUGCUGGGACGGGUCCCUGUCCAUAUACGAUUAUGACACUAAGGAACAGAAGGUGGCUCUGAAUACCCGGUUGCAACACCAAUUCCCGCUGCUGAGCUGCUGCUAUGUUGCUGGAGGCCACGGAAGACAGAUAUAUGUGGGUAGCGUGCAAGGCGAAGUUCUGGAGGCCGAUUUUGAGCUUGAGCGGUUUAUUCCAGUGAGCAAGAAUGUUGCAGAGUUAGGAGUUUCGUCCAUGUGUUCGUUCCGGGAGCAACUUCUGUGUGGGUCCUGGGAUGGCUCUUUGCAGGUGGUCAAUUGCGCAGAAAACAGCGUCGAUCUUCACUGGAAGUUGAGUGAUCGGUCGAAGAUCCUGGCAAUGGACUUGAAUGAAGACAGGCUGAUAGUAGCUACCACCGGGAACAAGGUGCGAUGGUUUCCGCUGCCGUUGCAGCCCAGCGAUGGGACCGAGGUUGAAUCUGGACUGAAAUAUCAGGCAAGAAAAAUCAGACUAACGCCUGCAGGCGACGGGUAUGUCACAAGUUCGCUCGAUGGGCGGGUGGCCGUGGAGUAUUUUGACGAUGAGUCUCGAAAAUUCGCCUUUAGGUGCCACAGGAUGAAUCUGGUCGAUACAAAUAUGGUGUUCCCUGUUAACGCGCUGAGCUUUCGUCCUGGAACAGAAAUACUCUACACUGGGGGUUCCGAUGGUUGUGUUUCUUGCUGGAACCUGCACACCCGGAAGAAGCUGGAGCAGCUGCCAAAAUUUAACGAGAACAGUGUCGUUAGAAUGGAGUGCAAUGACAAGGUACUCUGUGUGGCCACCUCAGACGAUUCCUUCAAGACAAGCGCAACCAAAGAUGAAAAAUUUAAUUUACAAUCGAGUAGAAUCUAUUUAGUUUUCCUGUGA
Messenger RNA from Torulaspora globosa, 978 nucleotides. RefSeq names its product Bub3p (gene BUB3). The record is from RefSeq and is a predicted model, not a curated record. Gene Ontology annotation, biological process: mitotic spindle assembly checkpoint signaling. The transcript has a single exon. Gene Ontology annotation, cellular component: kinetochore; mitotic checkpoint complex; bub1-bub3 complex. The coding region runs from base 1 to 978 and encodes 325 amino acids. NCBI's taxonomy places the organism in Eukaryota, Fungi, Ascomycota, Saccharomycetes, Saccharomycetales, Saccharomycetaceae. Gene Ontology annotation, molecular function: ubiquitin binding.